ACAGUUUAUGCAUACUAUUUAUGGAAGUAGACCAUGUCUGAAAUAAAAUGUUGUCACGUCGUUGCUGGCGUAAUUAUUUGGCGCAAAUGAUAUUAUAUCACGCAAUAUAUUAUAACGUAUGUCAAAACGCACAUUCUCUCGGUUUCGGUUUCAUUUUUCCGGAAGAAUAUUGAAUCCACACGGCACUUAACUAGCAAAAUUUUGUAACUGCCUGCCGCUUUCCUCCAAUGAAAAACACACGCACACCUUGUUAAAUCCUGGAAACGAUACAUUUUCACUUUUGUUCGAAGUCGCAGAAAUCAAUAAAACCGAGGAAGUCGCAGAGAUCAUCAAGAAGGCAUCUGGAUUCCUGUACAAGCGCAAUUACUGUAUUAUCUGUAAAGCUCAAGCGAGAUUUAGCUGCCUGCUAUCUGCCAGUGAAACAACGAACCAACACACACCCUGAUAAAUCUUGGAAACCAUUUUACAUGUGUCUAAAGUCACAGAGAUCAAGAAGGCUUUAUCUGGAUUGCUGUAGUGCAGUCGACUGUAUGAUUCAAAAAAGCUCAAGGGCAGAAGAGAACACAGGAAAAUAAGAAGUUAAAAGGUUUUUACAACAAAAGCUUAAAACAUGGAAACUCAAGACUCUGAUGUUACAGAGGCAGUAAAAGCAUCGGGAGAGUCAACACUGGAAAAAGCUAAAGCAAAAGCUUUGGCAGAAUUUGACCAGAUGUUAAAUGUUUCACUUAACAUUGCCAUAACAGGAAAUACAGGAUCUGGCAAAUCUUCUUUUGUAAAUGCACUUAGAGGUCUGUGCGAUGAUGAUGAGGGUUCAGCCCCUACUGGAGUUACAGAAACUACAAUGGAGGCCACCAUGUAUGAGCAACCUGGAAUGCCAAAUGUGAAAAUCUGGGAUCUGCCUGGAAUAGGAAGCCCAAACUUUAAAGCAAAUAAAUAUCUUAAGGAUGUCAAAUUUGACACUUAUGAUUUCUUCAUUAUCCUUAGCUCAGAGAGGUUCCAUCAGAACGACAUCAUGCUAGCUAAAGAAAUAAAGAAGAAGAAGAAAAACUUCUACUUUGUUCGUUCUAAGAUUGACAAUGACAUCUCUGCAGAGCAAAGGAAGAAAGGAUUCGAUGAGCAGAAGGUUCUUUCCAAAAUAAGGGAAGACUGUAAGAACAACCUUAAAGAAAUAGGAAACCCCAACGUUUUCUUGAUCUCAUCUUUUGAAUUGGAGAAAUAUGAUUUUGAAAAGCUCAGAAACACACUAGAAAAAGAGCUACCGAAACAUAAGAGAUCUGCUCUCCUACAAGCCUGGCCAGUAUGCUCUGCUGAAUCUCUUGAAGAGAAGAUCAAGUUUUUUAAAGGGCUGAUCUGGGCUGCAUCUCUUGCCUCUGCAGGAAUAGCAGUGGUCCCUGUGCCUGGCCUAUCAGUAGCAUGUGAUACAGCCAUGGUGUUAUCGUUCCUUGUGAGGUGCUACUACGCGUUUGGCUUGGACGAUCGUUCACUCAGCAGACUUUCAGAAAAAGUGAAAGUUCCACUGAUAAAUUAUUUGGGGAAAUCAAAGAUUGCUGCUGCAAUCCGAGAGAAAACACUGACCAGGAUACAAGUCUCUUCAGCGUUAGCAGUGACGGUUACCGCUGAAUAUGUGCUGAGUCUUGUUCCAGGUUUGGGCAGUGUUGCAGCUGCAGGAUUGUCUUUUGCUACCACAAUGUAUGUUUUGAGAGAGGGCUUAAAUGAACUGGCAAAUACUGCUCGGGAAAUCAGAAAAGUAGCUGGACUGGAUGCAGUUUGCGAUAACUUUUACAGUGAAAAAUCAGGCAUAAUGGCCGAUUGUUCUGCCUACAUGGAUUUCUCUAAAGCUUUGCAGACACUAGGAGAACAAGACCCAAAUGCAGCUGCUACAAAGGCUAAAGAACAACUUGAUGCUUUUGACAAUGUAGUUCUGAACAUUGCUGUGACUGGAGAAACAGGAACAGGCAAGUCUGCUUUCAUUAAUGCUUUUCGAGGUCUGGGUGAUGAUGAAGAUAUGUCUGCACCUACUGGAAUCACCAAAACCACAAAUGAUGUUACCAUGUACACCCAUCCCACGAAGCCAAAUGUGAAACUCUAUGACUUGCCAGGGAUUGGUGUGCCAAACCUCAAGGCAGACCAAUAUCUCAAUGAAGUCAAAUUUGAGAUUUAUGACUUAUUUAUUAUCAUUUCGUCCGCAAGGUUUAAGGAAAAUGAUGUCUUUUUGGCCAAGGAGAUAAAAAAAAAGCAAAAGCACUUUUAUUUUGUCAGAAGCAAGAUUGACAAUGACAUUCACUCUGCGUCACACCGCAGAAACUUCAAUGAGGAUCAGGUGCUUUGCACAAUCAGAGAAAACUGCUGCAAAAACUUGAAGGACGUUGGAAACCCAGAGGUGUUCUUAAUUUCCUCUUAUGACCUGGAGAAAUAUGACUUCCAAAAGCUGGUAGAUACCAUAGAGUCAGAGCUUUCAGAACAUAAGAGAUUUGCUCUUGUUCAGUGUGUGCCGGUUUGUUCACUCGCUAUGCUAGAGAAGAAGAAAAAAAUGAUGGAGAAUAUUGCUAUUCUUGCAGCUUUGGCCUCAGGCCUUGGUGGGUAUUUGUCUAUGCCUUUACUGUCUGUGGUUGUUGACAAGGCAGUUCUUGUGGCCUUUUUUAUGAGUUGCCGUUAUGCAUUCGGAAUGAAUGACCAAUCACUUGAGAAGCUUUCAGAAAAAGUGAACAAACCUGUCUCACUGUUGAAAUCUCCAAUAAAGUCUCCUUUUGGGUUGGCACUAGUAGACCGAUUGAGUGUUAUGCCUCAUGUCACUAUGUCAAAACCAGUUACAAGCUUAAAUGACUUGCUUGAUGAGAAAUUUAUUGUGAAAAGGAGUCAAAAUGCUGCUAUGGCAUUUACCAAUACAUAUACUGGCCUAAAUAAAGCUCUAAAUGAAAUGAUGGAAGAUAUGACAGAAGUUCUCAAAGUGGCAGGUUUGGAUUAAUGAAAGCAAACUGGUACGACAAAGGAAUGCGAAGUUAUCCCCUUUGUCCAGGUCUAAGAAAUACACAGUGAAAGUUACUGAAAAUACUGUCCAAUAAUGUAAUUUUUAUUGUUUUACAUUGCAUAUAAAUAAUGUGUAUUAAAACAAAUAUGUGUAACACUGUACUGUUUAAAAGGAUUUGGUAAUGCUUAUUUAAGUUGAACUGUAGUACUAAUGUUAUACAGUAACUGUAAGUGACAUUGUUUACUGUUUCAAAAUGCACAAAAAGGCUUCAGGCCACUAUGUUUCACAUUAACGACUGGAUUUUAAAAUCUACUUGAUUUUUUCAGUAUUCUGUAAACGUGUGUAUUUGUUUAUGGUGUAUGAUAUCAACAAAUUUAUUUGGAUUGUCAGUGUGAUUGCUAUGUAACAUUAGUAGUGCCACUACUUUUUACAAGAAAUGUAACGCUGAAUGGAGUUUGGGUUGAAAUUACUUUUGUAUGGGUAUGUGAAUAAUUAUUAAAACAUAUUAGAGGAAAAAACAAUAUAUUUUUAUUAAUAUUGAGUUUCAGAACAGAAUAUUUCUGGAAAAUGGCUUAACAAAUAAUUGUAAACUUUAACAUAUUGUGCAUUAUUUAUUAAAUGAUUGUGCAACACACUCCAGC
Paramisgurnus dabryanus is the source of this 3609-nucleotide messenger RNA. RefSeq lists its product as uncharacterized. Gene Ontology annotation, cellular component: membrane. Gene Ontology annotation, molecular function: GTP binding. NCBI's taxonomy places the organism in Eukaryota, Metazoa, Chordata, Actinopteri, Cypriniformes, Cobitidae. The record is from RefSeq and is a predicted model, not a curated record.